Messenger RNA from Tachysurus fulvidraco (yellow catfish), 1306 nucleotides. RefSeq lists its product as uncharacterized. The record is from RefSeq and is a predicted model, not a curated record. Gene Ontology annotation, biological process: negative regulation of T cell proliferation; T cell costimulation; positive regulation of T cell proliferation. The transcript has 5 exons. Lineage: Eukaryota; Metazoa; Chordata; Actinopteri; Siluriformes; Bagridae. Gene Ontology annotation, cellular component: external side of plasma membrane. Bases 307 to 1101 code for a protein of 264 amino acids.
CCCAGUGUAUCUAUUUGACUAUUAUGCUAAAGAACUGCCAUUUUCUGGGCAUAUUAGUGUAGAGAAAACAGAAAAUGUGUAAGAAGAGAGGCACAAUCUAAGACAGGGGGCUAUGUUAUGAGGAAGCAUCCUUUUUAAGUGCUUCCAGACCAGCAGAGGUCUCUGCUUGUGGAGCUGCAGCUGGAGAAUGAGGCCUUUCCUGUUUCCUUUUCCUGUUCCUGUUUCUGUUUUCCGGCUUUUCUAGACCACACAACAAGAGCAGACAAGAUUUUUGAAGGCCCACUAUUGUGAAAUAGCAUCUUGAAGAUGGUAUUAAACAAAUACAUCCCUCCGAUUGUUUACCUGUUAGUGCUGCAGUGCCAAGCUUUUACAGUCAGAGAAAUAUUAGUUAAUGAACCUGUGACCUUCAUCUGUACCUGCGCUGGAAACCAUUCAGAGGUUCGGUGGACCCGUUUCAUUCCCAGCAAUGACAUCAUUGCUGCAUGUCACAACCAGAUAUGUCUGAUAGAACAGCAUUGGCUUACCAGAUUUGCAAUAUCAGGAAACAUGAGCAGAGGAAAUUUCUCCAUGAGGAUUAGUUCAGUAGUCUACAAUGAUGCUGGCUCAUACAGGUGCACCUGUGAUAAAGUUUUAGUUACAGAAGUAAAACUUAAGGUUUACGUUCCAACAGUUAUAAUAGCUAAAGAAGGGGAGACUGCCACCCUCCCAUGCUACGGACUCACUCACCAAAGGGUUAACGAUGUAAAAUGGAAGAAAGCUGGGCAGCAGUUCCUGCUGUACACUCAUGAGAACAGAUCCAUGACCAUUGAGAAAGCCUUAGCAGACAGAUAUAUGAUGUCCAUGGAAGUUUUUCUAGAUGGUGAUCUCUCCAUACACAUCAAUUCAGUUCAACAGUCGGAUACAGGAUUUUACCAGUGUCUCAUCCAUGAUGAGUCUCAGGAAGGAGAACCUCGAGCCUUGUUAAUGAAAGUCGAAAGGCUACAGCACUUACCCACCACUUGCAAUGGCACACUACUUGGACUACUUGUAUUUGUUGUCUUUGCUCAAGUAACAUGGGUUGUAAUCAAGAAACAUCAAGUGUGCCAUACCACUGCCUCUUAAAAUGAUUUUAUGUAUGAAAUACUUUGUCAUUACACUGGUGCUGUUUUUUUUUAAUUUAAAUUAUGACCUUAAAUUUAUGAAAGGAGUAGAAUUGAGCCGUUUACAUUUUCUAUAUUUUUAGCCCCACUUAUCGAAUUAAAUGGAUUGAAGCAAUUCUGUGAACUCCCUUAUUUAUUCCUAAAAUAAAAAUCCAUUAAACAAGUGA